Priapulus caudatus is the source of this 1142-nucleotide messenger RNA. RefSeq names its product protein HYPER-SENSITIVITY-RELATED 4-like. The record is from RefSeq and is a predicted model, not a curated record. Lineage: Eukaryota; Metazoa; Priapulida; Priapulimorpha; Priapulimorphida; Priapulidae. Gene Ontology annotation, molecular function: ATP hydrolysis activity; ATP binding. The annotation marks the transcript as partial. The transcript has 2 exons.
GUGGCACGUGAAUCUCCGUGACCCGGGGAUACCUCCCCGCAGCGCACGCUCCCGCGUGACACGACCGACCCGCGGCCAUGGACAUGGGCCACGCCGUGGAGACACUGAAGAACUCCUUCCUCUUCCAGUUCAGGACGGGCAACGUCGUCGUGGAUACGAUCAUCACUGCAGCCAUCGUCUGCCUCACCACCUACCUGCUCAUGCUGCCCAGCCACCUGGGGUGGUUGCCUGAGGCGUGGCGGCGUCUGCGGCUGCGCAACCGCCACCAGCUGAUGAUCGAGGGACGUAAGAUCACCCAGGGACCGUACCACUCGCGGCUCUUCUACUCGACCACGUUCCUCGCUCUGCUGCACGAGAUCAAGUCGAUGCGAGCGGCGGCGGCCGGCGUCACCGAGAUGACGGAGAUCGAUGUCGCCAUGGAGCAGCAUCACCGUAACGACUACGACUACGAAGACGACGCCGCGGCGGACACGGUGGUAACGGGCUUCCUCGUUAGUCAGCAGCAUCCGUUCACGCUCGCGCCGCACCUGCACGUGGAGGUGCGCAUCAGCCGCAGCAGCGACGACGGCAGCAGCAGCACGAACGUCGUGGACAGCUUCGAGAUCCGUCUGUUCUCGUCCGUGUUGACGGUCGACGACCUGAUGGCGUACGUGGACACGCGCGUGAGAGUCUACCGCGCUCACCUGCAGCGAGACAUCGAGCGGAAGCAGCGCUACCUCGUCUACCGGCCGCCGAACGUCGGCACCGCCGACGACAGGGUGUCCGACCGAUGCGCAGAGUAUGACGAGUUCCCCUUCGAGACGACGCGGUCGUUCGACAACGUCUUCUUUGAGGGGAAGGAGGAGCUUGCGGCGCGCGUCGACUUCUUCGAGACGCAGCGUGACUGGUACCGGCGUCGUGGCGUGCCGCACGCGCUCGGGCUGCUGUUCCACGGUGAGCCCGGGUGCGGCAAGACGAGCACGAUCAAGGCCCUCGCCGCGCGCACGCGCCGCCACGUCGUAUCCAUCUCACUCGCCCGCGUGCGCUCGGCCGAGCAGCUGCGACGCAUCUUCCACGACCCGACGAUCGAUCGCCGCGACGUACCCAUCUCACGCCGCCUCUACGUCGUCGAGGACAUCGACUGCGCCGCCGUCUCCCACGUC